GGGGAGCCCAGCUGUGCUGUGGUUCUAGGAGGAAGAGCUCUGGGUGUCUCACCAUGACCUGGACCACUGUUCUGCUCCCUUUUCUCACUCUCUGUACAGGCUCUGAGGCCUCCUAUGAGCUGACACAGCCACCCUCAGUGUCAGUGUCCACAGGACAGAUGGCCAGGAUCACCUGCUCUGGAGAUACACUGGCAAAAAAAUAUGCUCAGUGGUUCCAGCAGAAGCCAGGCCAGGCCCCUGUGCUGGUGAUAUAUAAAGACAGCGAGAGGCCCUCAGGGAUCCCUGAGCGAUUCUCUAGCUCCAGCUCAGGGACAACAGUCACCUUGACCAUCAGUGGGGCCCAGGCAGAAGACGAGGCUGACUAUUACUGUCAAUCAGCAGACAGCAGUGGUAAUCAUCCCACAGUGACAGAAGCAUAUGGGGAAGGCCUGCAUGUGUCCAAUGAGAAGUGGACAGGGGGAUGCUGGUCAGAGCUGCAGGGACCUUUGUCAGACUCUGUCAUCUCCUAUGAACUGACACAGUCACCCUCAGUGUCAGUGGCCCCAGGACAGAUGACCAGAAUCACCUGUGGGGAAAGCAACAUUGGAAGUAAAAGUGCUCAAUGGUACCGGCAGAAGCCAGGCCAGGCCCGUGUUUGGGUCAUCUAUGGGGAUAGCAGGCGGCCUUCAGGGAUCUGUGAGAGAUUCUCUGGCUCCAACUUGGAGAACACAGCCAACCUGACCAUCAACAGGGCCCAGGCUGGGGAUGAGGCUAUUACUAGGAACUCCAGAGGCUCCAGCUGGACAAGGACAAUGCACAGAUGUGGCCCCGAUGGGAUCACCGGUGAGGCCUGGCCUGGUAGAGCCUGCCCUGGGCUACCCUGUGGUACCUCACGGCACCUUCGGCCAGAGGUGCCUGGGGUGAGGGAUGAGCCUGUGUCUGCAUCGUGGGAAAGGCUCUCACUCGGGGCCCUCCUGAAGCAGGAGCCUCGAGAUGUGGGGAUGCAGCAUGAGAACAUCGUGCUCUCCUGA
Cercocebus atys (sooty mangabey) is the source of this 1010-nucleotide messenger RNA. RefSeq lists its product as uncharacterized. NCBI's taxonomy places the organism in Eukaryota, Metazoa, Chordata, Mammalia, Primates, Cercopithecidae. Gene Ontology annotation, biological process: immunoglobulin production; immune response. The coding region runs from base 54 to 1010 and encodes 318 amino acids. The transcript has 5 exons. The record is from RefSeq and is a predicted model, not a curated record.